AUGUUCCCGCACCCUCGACAUUUCGGCCAUACGAGGCCCGCCUCCCAGCUGGAGACACAGUUCCAGCCCAAAAUCGAUGCUGCGCUGGGCGUCCCGCGGCGCGUCUACAUCAUCGGUACUGGCAGCGUUGGCAAGCUAAUCGCCCAUUCCCUCGGCGCUCUUAUGGAUCCACCUCCUAUUACACUUCUGUUCCACAAGCCCUCGAUGAUAGACGCCUGGCGCGAAGCCGGCGAACGCAUCCAGCUCGUUACUGCCGGCGUGCCUGAGGCAAUGGGAGGCUUUGAUGUUGAACUCGCCAUGCCCAACCGCCGCGAGCACGGCAAGGAGAUUGACUACAUGGACGAUCCCAUGCGUACAUUCAUCUCGGACGUGCCGAACGUUACGCCAGAUGGCACCACUGCUCCCCGCGGCGGGGGCGCAGACUCGAUGGAACCAAUUGAUAAUCUAAUCGUCACCACCAAGGCCACUACAACCGUGUCCGCCAUCUCCGCCGUCAAGCACCGCCUGUCCACGUCGUCCACCAUCUGCUUCCUGCAAAACGGCAUGGGCGUCAUUGACGAGGUGAACAGGGACCUGUUUCCUGACGAGUCCACCCGUCCCAAUUACAUGCAAGGUAUCAUCAGCCACGGCGUGCAUUCAUCGUCUCCUUUCACUGCUACCCAUGCUGGCAUGGGCACAAUACAACUGGGUCUACUGCCGAGAGGCCCCCUUGCCCAAAACUCUGGUGCCCCUCCCAGUGAUGACCCUGGACAUGAGCUCGGCGGCCUAGAGCACAGCAUAUGGGCAUUGUCAUCGCGCUACUUGCUCCGCACGCUUACCCGCAGCCCUGCACUUUGCGCCGUCGGUCUGUCUCCCACAGAUUUACUAUGCGCCCAGCUGGAGAAGCUGGCCGUUAACUGCCUGAUCAAUCCGAUAACAGCUCUGAUCGAUGUCCGCAACGGAGCGCUGCUCCACAAUUUCCACUUCACUCGUGUCAUGCGCCUCCUGCUCUCUGAGAUCAGCCUGGUCAUCCGGUCCCUGCCAGAGCUCCAGGGAAUGCCUAAUUUGGACUCGCGCUUCGCGACUUCACGCCUGGAGACCAUGGCCAUGGCCGUCGCCGACAAGACACGUGAAAACAUAAGCAGUAUGUUGGCCGACACCCGCCGCGGAUUGCACACCGAGGUCGACUAUAUCAACGGCUACAUUGUCAAGCGAGGCGAAGAGGUGGGCGUUCGAUGCGUGAUGAACUAUAUGCUCGCGUGCCUGGUAAAUGGCAAGCAGAACGUCGUGCAUCGGGAGAUUGAGGAGGACAUCACCAUCCUUGGAAAGGACGACGCCAUUGGGUAUUCGAUUGGCGAAGGCGGCGGGAAGAGGAAGUCGACCGAGUCCAAAGGUGGUCUUUAA
This is a messenger RNA of Diplodia corticola, 1383 nucleotides long. RefSeq names its product 2-dehydropantoate 2-reductase. The transcript has a single exon. Lineage: Eukaryota; Fungi; Ascomycota; Dothideomycetes; Botryosphaeriales; Botryosphaeriaceae. Gene Ontology annotation, biological process: pantothenate biosynthetic process. Gene Ontology annotation, molecular function: NADP binding; 2-dehydropantoate 2-reductase activity. The coding region runs from base 1 to 1383 and encodes 460 amino acids. Gene Ontology annotation, cellular component: cytoplasm; mitochondrion. The record is from RefSeq and is a predicted model, not a curated record.